Messenger RNA from Hyla sarda, 1740 nucleotides. It is a transcript of the gene COTL1, whose product is annotated as coactosin like F-actin binding protein 1. Lineage: Eukaryota; Metazoa; Chordata; Amphibia; Anura; Hylidae. Gene Ontology annotation, cellular component: plasma membrane; actin filament; cortical actin cytoskeleton. The transcript is spliced from 4 exons. The record is from RefSeq and is a predicted model, not a curated record. Gene Ontology annotation, molecular function: actin filament binding. Gene Ontology annotation, biological process: regulation of actin filament polymerization. The coding region runs from base 214 to 642 and encodes 142 amino acids.
UGCCCCAUCUCCAGUGUCAGGCUGCAGGCUGGGAGCAGAGGGGUUAAGCGGCUGCUGAGCUCUGUACAGUGGAGCUGAGUGUAGGAUCAAUUCGUGGACAGAGAGCUGCUCCUCCGCCUGCUGCUGUGCCACCAACCUACUUCUAGGAUUUACCAGGGCACUUGGUCUCCCAGAUCAUUGCAUCUCCUCUUCUGUCCUACAACUUACCGGAUCAUGGCCACUAAGAUUGACAAGGAGGCGUGCAGAGAAGCUUACAACCUGGUCAGAGAUGACACCAAUGACAUAAGUUGGGUCACAUUCAAAUACAAUGGAUCCACGAUCCUCCCGGGAGAUCAAGGGUCCAACUAUGAAGAGUUUGUGAACACCUGCACAGAUGAUAUUCGGCAGUUCGCCUACAUCAGAUUCACCACUGGAGAUGCAAUGAGCAAGAGGGUGAAAUUUGCCUUAAUCACCUGGAUCGGUGAAAAUGUCAGUGGACUGCAAAGAGCCAAGAUCGGUACAGACAAGACCCUGGUGAAAGAUGUUGUCCAGAAUUUUGCCAAAGAACUUGUGAUCACAGACCACAAAGAUCUAGGUGAAGAUUACAUUAGAGGGGAGCUGAAAAAGGCUGGAGGUGCCAACUACGAUGCUCAAACAGAAUAAGAGGCAACAUUUACCUUCCGCUGCCAUUCCAGUUUGAAACAGGAAGUCGUCUCAAUGAAAGCAACUGGAAACUAUAAUAAAAACUGGUUAUUUCUUUGCGUAAAUCUCUCCUUAUUUUGCUGCCCAGCUCAGGACUUGUUUUCUCCAUCCCACGUACCCUCCAGUGACUAUGUUACCAUGCCUGACAUGCUGGCUGCCCCGAAGGCAUGCACCUUCUUGUCAUUUGUCACAGCACAGAUCACUGCGCCACCUCCUUCAUCUCCAACACAUGCCAAGUUGUUACUAGGAUGCCUUGGACUGCACUUCCAGGAGUCUGCACUAUGAAGUGUCUGUGAUCUCUCUACUUCUGGCUUUAUUGUUAGUUAGACUUACAUGACCAGAGCGGUUCCCCCAGCUUAGCUGUCUGAGGUUGUCAUCUUAAUACCACUUCUGAAUAAUAGCCACAAUUACCGUCUCUGCCAAUUAGAAUUGGCAUAAAAGAUGCAAAUUAUAUGUGAAAACCAUGGGUUAUCACUUACAACCAUGGAGGGGGGGGGGGGUGCACCUUAACAUGCAACACACAACACCAGGGACGUUGCCUAAUGCAAGGAGUUAAAAACCAGCUCUAGCUACCUGUGAAUUCUAAAUGCAUCAUAUUCCAGCAAUAGGGGGCAGUAUUAUAAAAGUGGAAAUUAGCUCAGAGGAGGUGUUACCUCCUUACAGUACAUUACUCUGUAGGGGGCAGCGCUGAAAAAAAAGAAGGCUCCUCCUACUCCAUAGAGAAUAGGAGGCACAUUCAGGAUAUAGGGCUUCAGUAACGCCUAUAUCCUCUCUCUCUUUACCAUGUUGUUGGGAAUGAUUAUGCCACUUGUCAUGUUAGGUGGGUGACUGGAGUUGCCUUUGAAUUAAUUUUAACCACAUUCUAUUUUUUUCUAAACAUUCCAGGAAUGGUGUACUCACCUGCUGACCUAAAACUAAAUCUGGAAGUCUGUCUAUACAAUAUUCCAGUGAUCAGGCCAGUCCGUGGUUUCAUCCUGCAGCCUCUCUACAUUAUUGAUACUAGCAAAGAAAAGACAGGGUACCCGCACUCACCACAUGGCUGCUGUGGCUCGACUCUUC